Messenger RNA from Clonostachys byssicola, 753 nucleotides. NCBI's taxonomy places the organism in Eukaryota, Fungi, Ascomycota, Sordariomycetes, Hypocreales, Bionectriaceae. The record is from the annotation of a GenBank genome assembly.
AUGGCGCUCCCUCUCCCCCCAGGGCUGGUCCCUUCCGAAGUAGCUUUCCUAUGCGAAAUGGAACACGUCACAAUCGUUCCUAGGCAAAGACUCGAAAGCAUUGAGCUUCUCUCGGGUGCCACGCCCUCCCUCCGACCCCCUCGCCGGGAGGACAUCCCCCUCUGGCUGGCCCUGCUGCUCAAGAAGCAGCGCCGAGCCAACAUCCUGCCGCCGCCCUGGCUGCACGUCGACUCCCUCCGCGACCUGAUCCAUCACGAGACCGUCACCGACCCAACGGGCUGGUCCCUGCCGCCCCCUCCCCCCGUCCGAGCCGACGGCAGAGGAAACGCGCGCAGGCUCAACUCGGACGCGACCACCGUCCUGUCCCCGCCCUUCCUCCCCUCGUGCACGUCCAGCGCGCCCGCGGGGGCCCUGCCGUACCACUGGUUCGAGUUCGCCGAGAUGCUGCUCGCCCACGCCAGCGACGACGUCCCCUCCGCGUCCGACGUCCGCUCGCUCCUGCGCGACCUGCAGGAGGUCCGCGCCGCCAAGAUGAGGACCAGCAUAGCCGGGCUCGAGAGCGGCGUCGACGGCGUCAUGAGCCUGCUGGGUGUCGGGGCCAUGGAGCUCUCCGAGAGUCGCGGGUUCGUCACGGGCGUGGUCGAGGGCGUGCGGAAGCUGGGGGCCAGCGCGGAGGCUUCGCGGCGGGAGGAGGAGGAGGAGCGUGGCGGUGCUGAUGACGAUGAGCCGAGCGAUGAUGACAUGGGGAUCUGA